AUUAAUUUUGUUAGAUUUGCGCCCACUAAGAUUGGAUCUAUGUUCCCAUUAAUUGGAUACAGUGCAUAUGGAAAUGUGGGGUUCACCACAGGCUACAGUUGCGAGCGACAGCUGAAGCCGAAUGGGAAUUGUGUGGACAAAUGGUAUGGAUUUUCAGGAACAUGGAGCGAUGAAGGCAAGAUUAUUCUCAUUGUUGUCAUGUUCUUUGGAAGACUCAAGAAAUUCAACAUGAAUGGGGGAAAAGCAUGGGUACUUUCGUGAAUUCGAAUUUUCUAGCAUAUGACACACCAACUCUUGGGUACCCAGAGGUAGAAGAGAAAGUAAAUACUUGCAUUGAAU
This is a messenger RNA of Rubroshorea leprosula, 339 nucleotides long. The record is from the annotation of a GenBank genome assembly. Lineage: Eukaryota; Viridiplantae; Streptophyta; Magnoliopsida; Malvales; Dipterocarpaceae.